Molecule: messenger RNA, 691 nt
Organism: Vitis riparia (riverbank grape)
Lineage: Eukaryota; Viridiplantae; Streptophyta; Magnoliopsida; Vitales; Vitaceae
Exons: 6
Coding region: 77-523 (148 amino acids)
Source: RefSeq, a predicted model, not a curated record
UUCACCAGUCAUCAGACGGCGGUCGCGAAAAAUACAAUUGUAGUAGAGAUUUGAGAUCCUUCGGAAAUUGGGGUUGAUGGGGUUUAGGGAGGGUUUACUCGGAGGAGCCACAGAGACGAUGGCAGCAGAUUCCAAGCCUCCAAACAAUUCCAGAUGUCAUCACUGUGCCGGUCCUCUGUCCAAGGACAUUGAGACUAGCGCUUGGACCGUUCCUCCUUUCAUCAGGGACAGUUUUUCUAUGAUUGGUACUGCUGUUGGUGGAAUAGCAAGUGCUUUCUACGGAUUCAAUUAUGUGAUGCCAAUUGUCCAGAAGCGGGUGAAAGGACCUAUGUGGUUGCAUUUUCUUGUUGGUGCACCACCUGUGAUUGUAUUCUCUUCAACUUGCGCAGGCUUGGCAGGUGGUGCAGUUCCAGCUGUAGCCCAACUCGCCUCUUCUUCUUAUCAUGCAGUGGUCACGUCUCGUCGAUUGCCUCCUCCAUCCUCACAGGAUGACAAGAUGCACAAGACCGGAACUGCUCUGUAAUACAUAAUAGUUUUCUGUUGUGUUUUUAAGGAGAGAGAGAGAGGGGGGUGCUCUAUGAGUUCAUAUAUGCUCCAAUGUACAUGCUCUUACAAAUAUACAUGAGUGUAGUCAGAUUUUGCGGUGGUUUCUUACAUUGCUUUAAUAAAAAGAUGGUUCUAAGCUUAGCUA